Molecule: messenger RNA, 2584 nt
Organism: Larimichthys crocea (large yellow croaker)
Lineage: Eukaryota; Metazoa; Chordata; Actinopteri; Sciaenidae
Gene: slc39a1
Product: solute carrier family 39 member 1
Exons: 4
Coding region: 167-1081 (304 amino acids)
Biological process (GO): zinc ion transmembrane transport
Cellular component (GO): plasma membrane
Molecular function (GO): zinc ion transmembrane transporter activity
Source: RefSeq, a predicted model, not a curated record
CCGUCUCGGCCACCGUCGCCACUUUCCAAAUAACAACAUUAGGCUGCUGCUGCUGGACUCAGUGAAACUCUUAUCAAGCUGCGGCUUGCCUCAUAGCUACUCCAAUGAUUGUACAGUUAGGUCACUGAAACUCAACUUUAAACUGACAGUUUCUACGCUUACGAACAUGGAGUAUCUCCUCCAGGUGAAGAUAGGAGCUCUGAUCGGUUUGUUACUGUUAACACUUCUUUUCGGAUUCAUCCCCGCUCGAGUCAAAUGGUUCAGACACACCAAUGGGACAGAAACCCACCGCACGGUUCUGAGUCUAAUCAGCUGUUUCGCUGGUGGUGUUUUCCUGGCGGCAUGUCUGCUCGACAUCAUCCCAGAUUAUCUGUCAGACAUCAGCGCCGAGCUGGAUGCUCAGAAGAUAGAGACCAGUUUCCCCCUUCCAGAGUUCAUCAUGGCUGCUGGCUUCUUCACGGUCCUCAUACUGGAGCGGAUUGUUCUGAACUGCCGGGAGGUGAGAGGGGCUCAGGACGAGAGGGCACCCCUUAUAUCAGACAAUAUAAAUGGACACGGGCAUGGUCACGGACAUGGAACAACCCCCGAUCUGGAGAGCAGCGGCCAUCAUGUCCAUGUUGACUUUCAGGCUCACUCCCCUUUUCGUUCGUUCAUGCUCUUCCUCUCACUCUCGCUGCACUCGGUUUUCGAGGGUCUUGCCAUCGGCCUGCAGAGCACUGACUCAAAGGUUUUAGAGAUCUGCAUCGCUAUACUCGUUCACAAGAGCAUCAUCGUGUUCAGCCUGUCUGUGAAGCUGGUCCAGAGCGCAGUUCGUCCGUUAUGGCUGGCCGCUUACAUCGGAGUGUUUGCCCUGAUGUCACCUAUAGGCAUCGCUAUCGGCAUCAGCGUGAUGGAGGCUCAGCUCGAAUCCGGAGCCCUGAUCCAGGCCGUCCUGGAGGGGCUCGCCGCAGGGACGUUUGUUUACAUCACCUUUCUGGAGAUCCUCCCGCACGAGCUCAACUCGCCUGGAAAGCAGCUUCUCAAGGUGCUCUUCAUACUGCUGGGGUUCAGCAUCAUGGCAGCCCUGACAUUUCUGGGCUGAGGCCUGAGAAGCAGUCGUCAUUUCAGACGUUAAGGAUAAUGCUUUGUGGCAACUACUGCAGCUUCCGCAAGUUUGUGGGAGACUUUUUUAUGCAGGAAGACAAACUGUCGAACUGUUUCCUCCAAUUCUGGAGUUUUUGAUGUCAGACGGAGCAUGACAAGAGAUGGUGGUGUUUUAUUGUUUUUAAUUUUAAUUUAAUUUCCUCUCAUUUAUCACUGGCCUUGUCCUCAAAUAUGCUUUGCACCUGUAGACAACCACAGUCUCUGACCUUUGACACUAUUGAGGAAACCACUGAAAACAAAGGUCUGUUUUAUAUGUGCGUGAUAACUUGUAAUUCAUUCAAUCAUGGCAGUAUAUCAGUACCUCCAGACCUUUUUUAAUGUUUACAUUUUAUUUUGAAGCUAAUUCAAAAGGGAAGCUUCUUAUUUCCAAAGUAGUGUUUUAUGUGGAACGCUCUUUCCUACAGGCUCCGGUGGAUGCUGGACUGUAUUAAAUGUAAUUAACGUUGUUUCCACUGACCCGGGUUUAUUUGGUAAGUACUGGUAUUUUUAGUGCAAUGCUUUUAGAUGUAGUUCCCAGUGUUAGGCUGCUUUUUAUUCUCAUUACAAACUAGAUAAUCAGUAUUUCAUACAUCUGUUCAGUACACUAGAGUAAAUAUAAACUGACUUCCUGAUGCCUUAAGAAGUUGUAUGCCAAAAAAAAAAAAAAGAGAGACUAUGAUAAGAAAAUAUGUGGGAUUUGUUUAUAUUCUGUUUGCACUUUUCUAAUAAAGAAUCAGUGAUAAUCCCCACGAAUUUAAACAAGCUGGUCGCUGUUAUUUGUUGACCUUUGCCACUCUUCUUAACUAUAAACCAGAGUUUGAUUCUGCACGUAACGCUCAGCUCACGCCUGAUUCAUUCACAGUUCCCUCUUUCUCUCUUUCCUUUUUAAUCAGCUGACUUUGGAGCGUCGCUGUGUCAGAUUGUAAAUAUGUUCUCCUCUCUGCUGCCGUCAGCUGUUAUUUCAGCUCCAGUUCAGACUCAUAUGUCUCGUCUUUAUCGUGCACAUAUCAAUCAGAUGCUCUCCUAAUUGAAAUACUUGUAUUUGCAUCAAGAAAUCAAACCAAGUAAGGACACUACACACAGUCUAUCUUAAACUAUACUAUGGGCUAAGGACCAACACUGUGUUUUUCAAUGAUCCAUGUAAAGAAGGACUGCAUUUCAUUUCUGCUGGCACUCAGAGUCGGCUCGGUAUGUGAAGUCCAUGUAUUCGUUUAUAAGCCGUCUCAGUGUCUCAUGUGACAGUCUCAUCGUUUCCUCAUCAGAACAAACAGCAGGAAGCUGAAAUGUGUGGGUGGGUGACCAUGAAAAACUUUUACACACAUCAGCAAAAAAACAAACAUUGCCAGUUCAGAUGUUGCAUGGCUUUUUCUUCAGAUGUGCACAUUUUUAAAGUGGCAUCUGAUCAAGAAGCAUGUUCCUUAAACUGAAUGCUGCUUUCACUUCAGCACGUGUAAAAAAAAAA